Messenger RNA from Penicillium egyptiacum, 1530 nucleotides. NCBI's taxonomy places the organism in Eukaryota, Fungi, Ascomycota, Eurotiomycetes, Eurotiales, Aspergillaceae. The record is from the annotation of a GenBank genome assembly.
AUGGCUUCUAUUCUUCAGUUUUGGCAUAUUACCAGGUUAGGGACUGAUGGAGGCAUCUUGGAUGCAGAGCUGCAAACACUGGCUGAUUGUUCAGGCGAUGAUGUCUUGCUUGUAAAUGCCAAACCCACUGAGCCGUCCCUUAACCCUCGCUUAUGGCCUCUAUACAAGCGCAUACUGUGCACAGUCCUGGCCACAUCUGUGGGUUUUAUUGUCAGCUGGGCGGGGUCCAUCACAUCGGCGGCUGCUAAGAAUGCGAGUGUGGAAUUUGGUGUGAGCGAGACGGUUGAAUCUCUGGCAACAGGUUUAUACUUUAUCGGUUUUGGUCUUGGAUCGCUUCUUGCCGGCCCAAUAUCUGAAACACUUGGUCGCAAUGCCAUAUAUAUUGUUGCCAUGACUCUAUUCAUGGUUUUCAUUGCUGCAUCUGGAGCGGCGCCCAACAUUGAAGCACAACUUAUCUUCCGUUUCCUGGCUGGCUUCUUUGGCAACACCCCAUUGACAUGUGCCGGUGGCAGCCUAGCGGAUCUGUGGAGUCCCGAAGAAAGAGUGAUUGUGGUUCCAAUUUACUCUGUUGGUAUAUUCGAUGGAUCUGCUCUCGGUCCAGUUGUUGGUGGUUGGGUUGCCCAAGGUGCAAGCUCUGGAGCCUUAUCAUGGCGUUGGGUUGAGUGGAUCACGCUGUGUAUCUCAGCUGUCAUACUGUUGCUCAUUGUUCUCUUUCUCCCCGAGACAUACGCGCCUGUCCUCCUGCAGUGGAAAGCCCAUUCGAUUCGCACACAGACCAAAGACAGCCGCUAUCGAGCACCAAUCGAGGUGACUGGGGAGCCUCUAAUAAAGCGCCUUAAGAGUGCGAUGCAACGGCCCUUUGCUUUCCUCGUGAGAGAGCCCAUUAUCAUCGCCAUUGCUCUAUAUUUGGUUCUGCUCUACGUCGUGUUUUUCACAUUUCUGAAUGGAUUUCCCUUCAUAUUUGGGAAUACCUAUCAUUGGGGUUCUGGACUUACAGGUACAGCAUUUAUGGCUAUUUUCAUUGGCCAGCAUUUACCGCUGACCCUGAUGCCAAUCACGAGAAAAUGGGCAGCGCUAUACAAGGCCAGGCGUGAAGCGGAUGGCGCGCAGGAUAUCGACCCCCCUGAGAAUAGGCUUUGGAUGGCCAUGGUCGGAGCAAUUGCACUGCCAAUCAGCCUAUUCUGGUUGGGCUGGACUGCGUACCCCGAUAUCAGUCCUUGGUCAGGGCUGGCGGCUGGGGUGCUCUUCGGAUUUGCCUGCGUCACCAUUUAUAUAGGGUUCUACAUGUACGUUAUCGAUACUUAUGCCACGUACGCUGCAUCAGGAUUGGCGAGUACUACAGUUCUCCGCUAUGUUGUUGCGGGAGCGAUGAUCGCACCGUCAAUACCUAUGUACGCACGCCUAGGGAGCCAGUGGACAUUGACGCUAUUCGGGGUUCUGAGUGUCAUCAUGGGGACAUUGCCUUUUAUUUUCUUCCGUUACGGCUUCCUUUUGAGAAGCAAAAGUUUCUUUGUUCAGCAGCUCCGUUGA